GUUUACACACCGCACCUGCAGUUUACUAAUUUAUGGCUGAGUCCACCUAGGCGCGGGGUAAGGCACAGGCCCGGUUCGGCUCUCACCUGCCAUUGACUGAUGUUGUCCGUGAAGGUAAAGAUCCAUCGCUCGGUGCGCUAACCGCUGCGCCACCGCUCCCCACUCAUCCCCCACCCCAUCCCCCCACAGCUGCCGCCGUCACCGGCCGCUCUCGUUGCGUGGAGCAGCAUCGCGGAUGAGCCGGGCUCGAAGCGGCUGCAUCCCGCCAGUGCUGGCUGUUGUCGACCUCAUCAUCAACCUCCUUCGCUUCCUCCAACUGGUCCACCUCUUUAUCAUCAUCAUCAUCAGCAGCAGCAGCGUCCUACUCCUCCUCUGCUCGCCAAUGAUCAUCGUCACAGCUGCGUAGGGGGAUGGGACCCUGCGCGCUCGGGAGGCGCUGCGGAUGAGAGAGGCUCAAAGGCGGACGCGGAGAGAGCGGCGCAGCGGAGGCGGAUGCGUGCGAUGCUGCCGCUCGAUGCUUCUGGCCCCCCGCGCCGUGGUGGUGGCAGCCGCCCCCCGCCCCCUGCUGCCAGCUGUGUCCCCGCGCCCCGCAUGACCCACAUCUCCAUCUCCUCCGCGCUAACAAAAGGAGCGCUAAUGAAUUGACAAGAGUCUCGCUUUUGCAAGGCGUGCUCCCGUCUCGUUGGAAUAGCGAUUACCGAAAUAUAUUAUUAUAAUUCGCAUUAUCGUCGUUAUUAGGUUUCUAAUUUUAGCAGCAGGGCUGCGUGGCGGCCUGGGGUGGGGGGGAAAUUGUUGAAGCGAUCCAGAGCGAGCGAGCGAGCGUGCGAGAGGGGAGCGACUCCGGUGGCGGGCGACGCUCGCCGGGGUGCGGUGCAGAGAGCGCACGUGAGGAAUGGAGACGGGGAUGUAAAUCGAUUCGAUUAAUAUAUAUGGCUUUUCAUUUUGGAAGCUGCCACCGGCGUUCAGCGAUCGCGCGUCGCCGCUAACCGCCGCCGUAGCCCCCAGCCGGUUGAAUUCUCAGCGGCGAUGAUCGCGCCAGGAACUUGAAUUUCCCUUCGCCUCUCAAGGUGGCCUGGAGGAUGGCGCGCAGCUGCGGCGCUCGCGCGGGCUGCCCCGGCUCGAACCGCGCGCCGGCAAACCCGACAUAAGCGGCUGACGGCGAGAAUCCUCCGGCCGGCUUCUUGCCAAUCGCCUGCCGCGGCCCCCGCCGUGGUGUUCGCUUGAACCGCAUCCGACCGACCGCGUCGGCGAAUCGGAUGCUUCGCCGGGGUCGCGCCAUCCGACGGCUCGCCACCAGCUCCCCGUCGUCGCCGCCGGCACCUCCGGACGCCACCGUCCAUUCGAGCGUCUUUUGGACGUCGCCGUCGGCCGACCGUCGUGCCCCGAGGCAGCGGCCGCCGCUGCCGCGACCGCCCCCGGCCGUGCCGGGACUCCCCGCUCGAUGCCACCCCUGAGCAAGUGGAGGGACUUGAGCCACGCGCCGACGAUGAGCGCCGACGAGCCGCGGGCGCCCUACAAUCAGUCACUGUCGUGGCUCAUCUGCGCCCUCGUGGCGUUCUUUGCCAACGUGUGGGGCAUCCUGAGCGUGACGGCCAAGCAGCACAAGUGGAAGCCGCUGGAGAUGCUGAUCUGCGCGCUGGGCGCGACGCACGCCCUCAACGCGGGCGUCCCCAUCGCCAUGUACUCCGUCAUCCAGAUGCGCAAGUACUCGUCGGACUUCGAGUGGAACGAGGGCGUGUGCAAGGUGUUCGUGUCCACCUUCUACACGCUCACGCUCGCCACCAGCUUCACCGUCACGUCGCUCUCCUACCACCGCAUGUGGAUGGUGCGCUGGCCCGUCAACUACCGGCUGAGCAACGCGCGCAAGCAGGCGCUGCAGACCGUCGCGGGCGUGUGGACGGUGUCGUUCGUGCUGUGCGCGCUGCCCGCCGUCGGGUGGCACGACACGGCCGAGCGCUUCUACCACCGCGACUGCCGCUUCAUCGUGGGCAAGAUCGGCCUCGGCUUCGCCGUCUGCUUCCUGCUGCUGGUCGCGGGCAGCUCGGCGAUGAGCGUCGCCUGCAUCGGCGUCGCCUUCUUCCAGACAGUGCGCGCCGGGUGCGGGCGCGGGCACGCCGCCGCCGCCCGUGGCGGCGGCGGCGCCUCGGACGCCGCGUUCACGGUGCCCGCCAUCGUGGUGGAGGACGCGCAGGGAAAGCGGCGCUCGUCCAUCGACGGCUCCGAGUCGGUGCGGACGUCGCUACAGAUCACCUACCUCGUAACGGCCGUCGUGGUGCUCUACGAUGCGCUGGCUGCCAUGCCCAUCAUGGCCGUGAGCUUCGUGAGCAUCCGGCACGACGCGGCGCGGCCGUGGAUGGUCAUCGCUUGCCUCUGGUGCUCGCUGGUGCAGACCAUGCUCUUUCCGGCCAUGGUGUGGCUGUGCGAGCGCUACCGGGCCGACUGCCGCGCCAUCUGGGACAAGUGCCUCGCCCUGCUGGCCAGCGACGAGGAGAAGUCCGCGGGCUGCCCCUACGCGUCCCCCUACGGCUCGGCGCAGCGCUUCGACCCGCUGGCCCCGCCCGAGACGCUCAGCGUGGAGCGCUUCACGCGCGGCGGCGGCGGCGGCGGUGCCGAUGGCUGCGGAACCGCCGGGGAGCCCGGAGAGCCGGGGGGCUCCGAGCUCCACCUCGGCCUCGACAGCUUCCCCCUCUGCGAGCUGCCGCAGGGAGACCGCAUGCAGUACCUGCAGGUGCCGCAGACUCGCCGCUUCUCCCACGACGAGGGUGACGUGUGGCAGGGCGCGCAGACCGCGUACCUCCAGGUCUGGGCGCCCACGGUGGGGGGCUCCGAGGUGCUCCACAUCCACGGCGCCGUCAAGCCGGGCGACCCGGGCCCCGGCGGGAGCUACCUGCUCGCGCCGUAUUCCGACCCGCAGCUCGCCGGCCACCCGGCCUACCACCACCACCACCACCGGCAGCGGCAGCGGCGCCGCCUCUCCGACGACUACGGGGCGCUCAUGCGUCAGCGGCUGCCGUGCGGCGUGGGCGACGACGCCGGCCAGGAGGGCGACGAGACGGCGGCGAGGGCGCCCGAGUCGUCGCGGUACGUGAGCCGCGAGGACGUGGCGCGCUUCAUCGACCGGACGUCGGUGCCGCUCGGCGGCGGCGGCGGUUCCGGCGCCACGGCGACGGCGACGGCGCCGGCCGACUCCGGCGAGCCGCGAACGAUCGUGCUGGCGGACUUGGCGGAGGAGCCGCGGUGCAGGCACCCCGCUCCCCUCUGUCCUCACCCGGGCCCCGGCCCCGCUCCCAGCGCCGACGCGGGAGGAGGAGGCGGCGGCAGGGACGACGGUGCUGCGGAGCGGACUCGGGUCCCCGGCGUCGACGGCCCCGCGGGGGGAACUCCGACGCGCCACGGCGACGCCCGAGGACUUGCCGCGCCGGUCGUCUCGGUGUCGCCGGCCAGAGGGGCCGCCGCGGAGCCGUGCGACCGCGCGGCCGGCGCGACGUGCGACGGGUCGGACGGCGCCGCCGCCGUCGCCGCCGGCGCUCGGUCCGCGUGCGAGCGGGGAGCGCCGGGGGAAGCCGGCGCCGCGGCCGCGAGCGAGGGCGCGGCGUCGUAAGCGAAUGCGUGCGAGGCGGCGAGCCGGACCGACCGACCGACCGGCCGACUCGCUCGCCGUGCGGAAAGAAGACGGACGGAGCGGCCGUUGGUCGUCGCAGGCCGUCGCCUCGGCCCGGCGGUGGUGUCGGAAGCGGGCGUUCGACGGAGCCGAGCUCGGACCUGUCCUCGCGACGCAUUGCGCGAGCUCGGGAUUCGACGCAAGCGCGCGAACGAAAGCGAGCGGAGUCGCUGUUGUUGCGAAGUCGCGAAAAGAGGCUCCUGCGUGCCGAGGACGGUGGUGAGAAAUGUCACGGCGUGUCUCGGUUGUAGGAAAAGAAACACGUGGCCCAGAACAAGCUGUGCAUUUUAAUGGAAAGGAAACGUAUAAAACAUUUUAAAAAUUGAUUUCAGUGUUCUUUUUUCUCUACUCCUUUUGCACAGGGCUCAAGUCUUGCAUCGACAUGAGAAAAAUGUAAUUACAGAGCAAGAAGUGCCUGGGGUGUGCUGGAGAGAAAGCCAUUGCUUCUUAAAUAAAAUAAUUGCUUCUCAAAAACAAGAACGCUGGUGAACGUCGGGCGAUCUUACAAAAGCCUCGGGCAGCUGUGUGUACAGGCACAUGUUUAUCUAACCUCCACCCCUCGAUGAGUGGUGAGACUGUGCUAACAGUCGUUUUAUCACUCUGAAAGUCAUACCAUGAGAUCAUCGUGAUCAUUAUAAGCCAUGGUAUAUCCACUGCUGGAUGAAGGCUUCAUCACGCUGUCGCCAUUCCUAUUGGUCCUCUGGUAAGAAUCUGAAUGUUUAUUUUUCCUGGAGAAAUACGAUGAGCUAUUUUUUUCACAGAUGUCCAGUAGGGACAGGUCAGAACGUUACAACAACAAACAAUUCAACAACACAGUCCAUCUCACUCCUUCACACGAAUCGGUCUUAACACUGCCGUCUCCCCGGUGACCUACGUGGGACACGUUCUGCUCUACGCGUUGCGGCCGCCAUUCCUCCGUAAGGCCUGUCCAUGGGUCGUCAUCCCUUCCCGUGGAUGCGUCCUGCCCAGGCCCACUUGCUGUUCUAAACAGUCCGUUUGGUGUCUGUGAUUUGCAGUUGCUCACGGAUCCGUAUGCUCCUCUUUCUGUCUUGCAGUGCAGUUUAUUUCAAGUACAAGUUUGGGCCUUUACAUUCCUCUUCAGCCAUGUUUCCUUUUCAAAUUCCGGCAGGUCCCAGAAUUCCCACUUAUCGAGCAGAGCCACACUUGAGUCCAAGGACUCAUUAUCAGGAGGGUGCUGCUACAUUUGGGUUUUUAUUUUAAGAUGUUUCAGCAAGUUAAUGGGUUGUUUAUUAUAUGUGGGGGAGGAAACCCACGCACGUGAGGGGGAAACGCUCUAUCCCCAUACAGAUAGAAACAGAUGGCGAUUACUCCACCGCCUUCUCCUGUGCACCACCUUCUGGCGAGCCAGGGUAUGGCACCACCCCGUCGCCCACGGGAAGGGAGUUUCACAAUGCCAUCUGUGCGGUGAUUCACCAACCCUAGGUGCUGCCACGUGCAGCGCAGCUACCGCCGCUGCCCGGCUAUCCGCCGGUUACCCUCAGAGCGGAGCUAGUCAGAACCCAGCUGUUGUCACGGCUUGCCGAUCAGGCGCGGGUCAGCUCAUUUUUAUCGCGUUGUCGCCUGACCCUAACCCAAACGGAAACCCGUAAAAACGUACAAUUCCGACCUGCUUCGUGGGUCGCCGUGGGUACCCGUGGGUACCCGAAUCUGUUAGUAAUUUCAGGACCGCAACGUUUCCCUUGCUGCUGUUAGCCACCAACUUCUAGAGGAUUUUUCCAUACACUAAUUCUGGUUGGGGGGGGGUUAAUGGGAACUGAAUGGCCUCAGCAUUCAGAUACCCUCGUGUGAGUUACCCCAUCGGGCGGAUUUGAGUCCAACGUUUUUAAAUAAUACAACGUGUGUUUUCGGUGAAGAAUUUGGAAUCGCAUAUCUGUUGUCAGAUAUGUCUCUUCUGCAGUGCACUCAAAACGACGUCUCUCUCUGGGCUGUUAUUCAUGAGAUGUGACCUUUGUGACUGUUUAACGAUGCAUCUUUACAGGAAUCGGCGCGAUUAAUCUCACUCCGGUAACGUCUGAAAAAUAUGAAGCUGAUUAAAACAAAAACCCGUUUUAUUAGGAUCCCCGCUCGAUGUUGUGCAAUGUACAUAAUAUACGUAACGUUUUUUUGUUACGUUUUCCUAAAAUGUAAAUAACACAGUGUAAUUUGUUAGGUGUAAAAAAAAUAUGUUUAAAAAACACGAAACGACAACUUUUGUACAAAAAACUAAAUCCGUUUGCAUGCCCUGUCUUGCGAACCGAUAUCAGUUGCAGCGUUGGGUUCACAAACCCGCGAACGUGCGCGGUUUGUCAAUUCGUCCGUUUAUCGAAUCGUGAUUUUGACAUGUCGAGUCUUCGCUGCGUCGCCACAACCAGCGGCGCGAUUGUUUUAUCUUUUAUUCUCCCCCCCCCCCCCGUGCUGUUGAUGGUGCACUUACGAGAUUUGACGGUGCACUGACGAGAAUACGAACACCACUGCCGUGUGCCGCGUGCCGCGUGCGUUGAAGACACCCGCUAAGAGCCAGUGUACAAUGGAGUACACUGGCUCUUAGCGUCACGUGGCGCUUUAUGGGUACAGAAAAGUCUACGGACUUCACCUGCCCAUUGCUUGUUCGCAGCUAUGACAGCAGCUCUCAAACAGCAGUCCUUUAUUCAAAGGCCACUCCCCAACCUCUGCCUUUCCACAGUCUACCAAAUCUUCUUCUUUGUUGUUCCCACGCAGUUCGAGGUGGCGCUUGGCUGGUGAGCGGAGUGAUGUUCGCUAUCAGUCUGUUGCUUGACUUGGGAUGAUUGCGUAACAGGGGGUGAAUUGAAAAUCACCGAAUUUGAAACAACGCAAUUGAAUCGCUCCGGCAUUAAUGUUUCGGUCUGGCGGUUUCAAUGGCAGAAUGUUUGCAUAUUUUUUUAGCGCAGACAUUCGAUGCGGUGGCUCGUACGCUGCACCGCAAACCUGGUGACAUGGGUUCGAUUCCCAGCCACGGCUAACAACUUUCACUGGCCACUUGAUGAUACCCUUGGGAAAAAACGUGGCUAACAUCAGUGGCGUAUGAUAUGUUAACCAGUCCCGGCAAGACCCCUCUACGCUAACCCGCAUUGACCAGCUUGGCGAAGCAUGGUCAAAAAACCCACAUGACCGACAAGCCAUUGGGGAGCCUUCACCCAGAAGAGUUGUCAAUUAUCAUACUUGUCAUCUGAAAAUCAAACGUGGUUGAAUUUGUUUUAUUUUACAUGUGCUCUCAUUUACAUUGAAGCAGUGGUGAGUGGCAUCUUUAAAGUUACAUCAUCCUCAUUUGUCAUCUACGGAUGCCGAUGCUGUGAUGAUGAAUCCAUGUACUGCGUGCGUUCACCUUUAUAAAGAGGCUGACUCUGUGUGUGUGUGGGGGCGUGUAUAGCCCAUGGGCUUGUAAUUACCAACAUCGGCGCAUCCACACAACAUCAUGGAUGCAUGCCGGGUCCAAGCAAUAACAUCUGCUGGACUACAUAGU
Messenger RNA from Petromyzon marinus (sea lamprey), 7142 nucleotides. NCBI's taxonomy places the organism in Eukaryota, Metazoa, Chordata, Hyperoartia, Petromyzontiformes, Petromyzontidae. The record is from RefSeq and is a predicted model, not a curated record.